AUGAGUCUAGUGCCUAAACCGUCCAAGCUCCACGGCGUGCCCGUCAAGAAGUACACGUACCUGGAGCCGCCCACUCCGGGGUCCGUUACGGUCCGGAAGCGCAUCACGCGCAUCAUCCCACCUCCUAUGCCGCCGCCGUGCCCAGAACCCUGCCCACCACCACCCCCGGAGAUUUGCGAGCCUCCUCCCCCUCCGCCCCCGCCCGUUGAAGUAGUACCGCCGCCUUGCGUCGAGGUGCCACCACCACCACCACCUCCUCCCCCUCCCCCUCCACCGUGCGACCCAGAACCUGAGCUCAUCGACGUCAUCUCGGUUGACGUCGAUCCGCCGGAGCCUAAACCACCCAAGAGCGUCAAGAGCGCCAAGUCCUCCCGCUCCAGCAGCAGCCGCCGGAACGAAAAGGAAGUUUACAUCGAGCGCGAGAGGCUGGUUCCUUAUCCCGUUCCCGUAGCGCCCCAGUAUGAGACGUUCCGCUAUAUCGAUGCGCCGCCGCCCAGGCCGCGGUACAUCUCACCACCGAGGCGCCGGUCGGAUGAGGAGGACCGCGUCAGGGUCAUGAUUCGGGAUAGGGAGCGGAGGAGGGAGUACUACGACUAUUAA
Molecule: messenger RNA, 600 nt
Organism: Pyricularia grisea
Lineage: Eukaryota; Fungi; Ascomycota; Sordariomycetes; Magnaporthales; Pyriculariaceae
Exons: 1
Coding region: 1-600 (199 amino acids)
Source: RefSeq, a predicted model, not a curated record